This is a messenger RNA of Saccoglossus kowalevskii, 890 nucleotides long. RefSeq names its product small ribosomal subunit protein eS4. Gene Ontology annotation, cellular component: cytosolic small ribosomal subunit; ribosome. Gene Ontology annotation, biological process: translation. Lineage: Eukaryota; Metazoa; Hemichordata; Enteropneusta; Harrimaniidae. Gene Ontology annotation, molecular function: structural constituent of ribosome; RNA binding. The record is from RefSeq and is a predicted model, not a curated record.
GCGAAGUGUCGCAAAGAAUUGUGGGGUUCGGUCUCUUCUUUCAAAGCUUCCACCAUGGCACGUGGGCCCAAAAAGCACUUGAAGCGUCUCAAUGCUCCAAAGCAUUGGAUGCUUGAUAAAUUGACUGGAAAGUUUGCCCCCAGACCAUCAACCGGACCUCACAAGCUCCGAGAAUGUCUGCCUCUUAUCAUCUUUCUGAGGAAUAGGCUCAAGUAUGCUUUGACCUGUGAUGAAACCAAAAAGAUUGUUAUGCAGCGUCUGAUCAAGAUUGACGGCAAAGUCAGAACUGAUAUAACAUAUCCAGCGGGUUUCAUGGAUGUAAUCACUAUUGAAAAGACAGGUGAAAACUUCAGACUGAUCUUUGAUGUGAAAGGACGGUUUACUACCCAUAGAAUAACAAACGAGGAAGCCAAGUAUAAAUUGUGCAAAGUUAAGAAAGUGGGUAUUGCACCUAAAGGAGUUCCAUACCUCGUAACCCAUGAUGCCAGAACAAUCCGCUACCCAGACCCAUUGAUUAAAGUCAAUGACACCACCAAAGUGGAUAUCAGCACAGGAAAAAUUACAGAUUUCAUCAAGUUUGACAGUGGUAAUGUGUGCAUGAUCACCGGAGGUCGUAACUUGGGGAGAGUGGGUCUGAUCACACAUCGAGAGCGUCAUCCAGGAUCCUUUGAUAUUGUCCAUGUUAAAGAUAAUCUAGGACAUACUUUUGCCACACGUCUCACCAAUGUGUUUGUGAUCGGCAAGGGAAACAAACCAUGGAUAUCACUAGCCAAAGGAAAGGGUAUUCGUCUCACAAUUGCAGAAGAACGUGAUAAGAGGAUUGCCACAAAACAGGCAUAAUGAACUGUAUAAAGAUACUAAGUAAUUAAAUUGUGCUUGUGAUGUAAAGU